CUUUCGCAAUCUGCAAUACUAUGGCAUGCCUUCUUGCGCUUCUGCGGGAUUUCUCAGCGGCAUCCUUUGGAGAGGCACUGGGAAAGAUAAAGAUGGGUUGAAAUAUGGGUAGCUAUGGGAAGGCUGUCGUCUCGACCGCUUUGUUCUAGUUCUUCGUCUGCUGGGGCGAUUCUUCGACUCUUCUUCCGAGGAAUCAUUUGAGUAUAAGCUUUCGGGAUGUCGAAGGAGCAAGAGAACCUUGGGCUAGAUACAUCGGAGAAUCGAAUCCGGGUUUCAGAUGCUGCCAAGAGCGAGGAGGACGAUACGAAGCUUGCUUCGGAGCUGGAAGGCGGAGUCGAUACAGGUAUCAUCUCAGCGUCAAGCGCACACGGACAUAUACAAGACGAAGCGAACCCAUUCUUCAUUCGCAACUUACAAUACACGAAAGCGGAGGAAGCGAAAGUCAUCCGUAUACUCGACACGCGUCUCUUUCCGUGGAUCUUGUUGACGACAUUCGUGCUUAAUAUGGACCGGACGAACAACUCGAACGCGAUUUCAGAUAACUUGCCUCAGGAUCUUGGGUUUACGAUUGAUGUGGUGAAUACUGCGACGGCAAUUUAUGCUGUGUUGUUUUCUGUUGCGUGUUUGUCUGGGGCGGUUAUUGCGAAGCUUGCUGGACCGUCGCGAUGGAUCCCUAUUCUUAUGUUUUCGUGGGGACUCGUCACUCUCGCACAUGCGCUGAUAGAAAACAAGUCUGGGUAUCUAACCGUCAUUGCCAUCACCGAGGGUGGAGUAAUUCCAGCAACUUUAGUUUACUUAGGUGGUUUCUACAAAGGAACUGAAUUGGCGACGAGGCUUGCCUGGUUCUGGGGUGUCCAGAAUAUAGCAAGUGCUAUCAGCGGAUUGAUGGCUAGCGGACUGCUUCAAUUGCGUGGUGUUGCAGGUCUUGAAGGCUGGAAGUGGUUGUUCAUCGUCGACGGGAUUAUAACUCUUUUUGUAGCGGUUCUGACAUGGUUCUAUCUUCCGCGGAAUGCUGCGAGGACUAAAGGCGGCAUCCGAGGAUUCAAGUCCUGGUUUGACGAGAGACAAGUACAGAUUGCGGUUACGAGAGUCGUUAGAGAUGAUCCUGCCAAGAGGAUUUAUGAAUCUACAGUAAAUUGGCCAGAUGUAAAAGACGCUGUUACUGAUAUUGGUCUCUGGGGACAUUUGAUUCUGACAUCAAUUGGACUAACACCGACUACGCCGCUGCAAACCUAUCUACCCACCGUAAUCAAGUCGUUCGACUUCAACGUGUUUGUUGCAAAUGCACUUACGGCCCCGCCAUAUCUCUUGACGUGUAUAACCUCGGUGGUUGUGAUAUGGCAUUCUGAUCGCGUCCGCGAGCGAGGAUGGCAUGGCGCUUUCUCCGCCGGAUGGCAAUUAGUUGGCUGGAUACUCCUACGUACUCUUCCGAGCAGCACAAGUAGAGGCGUCAAGUACUUAGCGGCAUGUGUAGUCCAAUCCUGGCCUUAUUCUCACCCAUUGAACAUCGCUUGGAUGUCUGAGAACACGGGCAGUGUCGGCAAGCGGACUAUCGCAUCUGGCGCUGUCAUUGGCUUUGCAAACAUAUAUGCAACGUGGGCUAGUCAGAUCUACCGAGCAGACGAUAGUCCAGACUUCAGACGAGGGAACACGAUUAAUAUUGCCUUCGCGGGAGCAGCCACGUUACUUUGGCUCGUUAUCAAAGUUUAUUACAAGAUUCAGAAUGCACGGAGGGCGAGGCGUCUCGCGGGGAUGUCUGACUCGGAACGUGAACAGGAGGAGUUGGAGGCAGAAAGCAAGGGCAAUAGAAGUGUACUGUUUCGAUUUACGACCUAAUAACU
Fomitiporia mediterranea MF3/22 is the source of this 1841-nucleotide messenger RNA. Its product is annotated as MFS general substrate transporter. The record is from RefSeq and is a predicted model, not a curated record. Lineage: Eukaryota; Fungi; Basidiomycota; Agaricomycetes; Hymenochaetales; Hymenochaetaceae. Gene Ontology annotation, biological process: transmembrane transport. The transcript is spliced from 12 exons. Bases 217 to 1836 code for a protein of 539 amino acids. Gene Ontology annotation, cellular component: membrane. Gene Ontology annotation, molecular function: transmembrane transporter activity.